Rana temporaria (common frog) is the source of this 18468-nucleotide messenger RNA. It is a transcript of the gene PCLO, whose product is annotated as piccolo presynaptic cytomatrix protein. The record is from RefSeq and is a predicted model, not a curated record. NCBI's taxonomy places the organism in Eukaryota, Metazoa, Chordata, Amphibia, Anura, Ranidae. The transcript is spliced from 28 exons. Gene Ontology annotation, cellular component: cytoskeleton of presynaptic active zone; GABA-ergic synapse; glutamatergic synapse. Gene Ontology annotation, molecular function: protein binding; metal ion binding; structural constituent of presynaptic active zone. The coding region runs from base 186 to 15323 and encodes 5045 amino acids. Gene Ontology annotation, biological process: protein localization to synapse; presynaptic active zone assembly.
GAAGCAGCGGAAGGAUUUCUAGCCAGGCAGCCAGGAUCACUUACACUGGACUCCAUCGUAAUGGAGGAAGAGGCAUAGGAUUAGAAGAAAACAGGGCAAUUUGGCGGCGGGCGUUGCGGCCUGGGAUCCGGACUAGCUCUGUAUCAGUAGUAAGGACAUUACACACCAAGCUGCCAUAGGCUGCGAUGGGGAAUGAAGGCAGCAUAGAAGGAGGGGAAGGGAUGGUAGCCGGAAUGGAGGCUGAUCUGAGCCGGCUGAGCGAAGAGGAGAGAAGACAGAUCGCCGCUGUCAUGUCAAGGGCGAAGGAUAUGCCGAGAGGGAAUGAGACGGAUCGUUCACCAAGGAGUCAAAACAUGGACACUUCUCAGUCACCAAGACAACCAAGUAAACCACCUGAUCCAGGGCCAACUGGUCUUAGUAAAAGUAGGACUGUAGAUGCUUUCAAAACAGAAAUGAGAACACAACCACCUGGUCGAAGUCCUUCAACUCUGAGCUUGAAAGAGCCUAGAACCAGGCCAGAUACAAAAGAGGAACAGAAGACUGGGAUGAUGAGUGGUUUUCUCUCAGACAGUAAUCCAAUAAGCAUGGUCUCCUCCGUAGUUACCAAGUUUAAUCCAUUUGAGACCAAGCCUGAUUCUGCAGCCCACAAUGAAGAUUUAGUUAAGAAAUCAAAGGAAAGAGAGCAUGAAAAUAAGGAGCACCUUAUAGGAAUUAAUAAACCCAGACCUCAACCACAGAGGUCACCGGUACAUGGGCCACAGCCUCAAGGACUUGCUAAACCCACAAUAGCUGCUCAAGAACACCCAACUAAAUCUACACAACAGCAGUCUGAGACAAAAAUAGCAUCUUCACAACAGAGUCCUGCAAGGACGUCCACACAGGUGUCAGAUGCCACAAUAUCACUUUCACACACUCCUAUCCUCAAAGAACCUUUGCCUGAAACUGUAAAGCCUAUGAAACCUUUAGUUCAAGAGCCAAAACAUUCUACCUCAUUGUCCCAAGUACAAGGAUCUAAAAGAGAACCAGAAAUGCAGGAUCAUUCUGCUAAAACACCACGUCAAAGUUUCGAAAAGCAGAGUUUGCAACAAUCAGAGAUUUCUAAAUAUACUGAUAUGUCAAAAAUGCCACAACAGAUGUCAGAACAUGAAAAGCAACCUACACAGACUCAUGGUACCGCCAAACCAAGUGCACCACAAUCUGGACCUGUAAAACCACAGCCACAUCCAGUGGUUGCUGCUUCAAGUACUCAGCAGCAGGCAACUUCUGUGAAACAACCUCCACAUCAGACAGGUCUUCCCAAACAAAGUCCUGUGUCACAGCAACAAAAACAGCAAACACCACCUAUGUCAACAAUUAAACAAAUGGUCCAGAAGCCAGAGCCUAUCACUAAAAAGCCUGCCCUAGUAAAAGAACAACCACCACAUACAGAGGUUUCUGAAAUGAAGGCAGAAUCUAAGAGACCACAGGACAAUAAAACGCAGAUGUCCAAGACAGAAGCAAAGAACAUGUGUCCUCUUUGUAAGACAACUGAACUCUUGUUGAGCUGUAAAGAAAAGCCUAAUUUUAAUACUUGCACCCAUUGUAAAACUGUUGUAUGCAGCUUGUGUGGUUUCAAUCCUAAUCCACAUAUAACUGAGAAACAUGAAUGGCUUUGUUUGAAUUGUCAAAUGCAAAGAGCUCUUGGUAUGGAUAUGACUGCUGUUCCUUCACCAAUGCCACCUCCAGUCAAACUAAAACCUGCAAUUCCAGCAGCAGCAGCUACAUCUGUCCCUCCUUUAAAGAAGGAAGCAGUUCCAAUGCCAGACCAAACAAUGAAGCAAGGACCUAAAGCACCACCGUUAUUAACCAAGCAGACAUCUGUGUCUGGCUCACCAACUAAGUCAAAUCAACAGACAGGGGAAAAUAAAAUAGGAACUGCAGUGUUGGAUAAAACCAAACCAUCUGGAACUGAAAAGAGGCUACCAGUUGAGACAACACACCAUGAAUCUUCCCAAAAGCCUUUAGCUAAGAUUGAUUCCACAUCUGCUCCUCUAUCUGCUGCAUUACAAGGGAUGGGACCUAAAUUCACAGAAGAUAGAAACAAACAAAAGAAUAACACACCAGUAUCCAUUCCAGCGCAAGAAUUAAAACAAUCCUCUUUAUCUAAUGUAAAAGCACAAGAGAUCCCCCAGAAGGUUGAAGCUACAGAUGUAAAAGAAGAUCCUACAAAAAGUCCAAAAAGGAUUGCCACUAUAGCUGACAGCAAGCAAACUCCAAAAGGGCCUUCUGUGGCAAGCUCAAAACCUAGUCCUUUGCCUAAACCUGUUGCCCCACAAGCCUCACAGUCCACUGGGCCAGGAAGCCCAAAACCUAGCCCAUCACACAAGCCUGUGGCUCCACAGACAUCACAAUUUGCAGUGCCUGGAAGCCCAAAAUCUAGCCCUUUACAUAAGCCUGUGGCUGCACAAGCAUCCCAACCUGCAGUGCCAGGAAGCCCAAAAUCUAGCCCCUCGCAUAGAGCUGUGGCUCCACAAAUAUCCCAAAAUGCAGUGCCAGGAAGCCCAAAAUCUAGCCCAUCACACAAACCUGUGGCUCCCCAAACAUCACAAACUUCAGUUUCGGAUAGCCCAAAAUCUAGCCCAUCACAUAAACCAGUGGUUUCACAGUCAUCACAAGCUGCUGGUCCUGGAAGCCCAAAAUUUAGCCCUUCACAUAAACCAGUGGUUCCACAGUCAUCACAGCCUGCUGGGCCAGUUUCGGGUAGCCCAAAAUCUAGCCCAUCACAUAAACCAGUGGUUUCACAGUCAUCACAAGCUACUGGUCCUGGAAGCCCAAAAUUUAGCCCUUCACAUAAACCAGUGGUUCCACAGUCAUCACAGCCUGCUGGGCCUGGAAGCCCAAAGCCUAGCCCCUUACCUAAACCUACUGCUGCACAAGCAUCACAGUCUGUGGGACCAGGCAGCCCAAAAGCAAGCCCUUCCCAUAAACCUACAGUUCCACAAACAUCACAAACUGCUGGACCUCCUGGCCCUAAACCCACUCCUGCACACAAACCUACGGUUCAACCAAAACAGCAGCCAGUUGGACCAGAUAGUCCAAAGUCUAGUCCUUCACAUAAACCUGUUGUUUCUCAAACAGUAUCACAACCAACCACCCAACCACAAAAGCCACAAGAGCAACCUAGACGUUUUAGUCUGAAUCUUGGGAGUGUCACAGAAACUCCUAAAGUACAGCCUACAACACCGCAAGGAACAGUAACUGGAAAACUCUUUGGUUUUGGAGCAUCAAUAUUUAGCCAAGCUUCCAGCUUUAUGUCCACAGCAUCUCAACCCAAUUCUCAAACACAAAGCACACAAGGACCAGCUUCUAAGCAGCCUACCCCUCUACCAAAAGUGACUGCUCCACAGAAACCAGUGAAAGAGGCAGUGGAUCCACAAUCACCUAAACUUACUCCAGCAAAACAGGAAACCAAGCCAGAACUUUUAAAAAAAGUGGAAGAGCCCAAAUCUAGUUCUUUAGUAAAAGAAAUAGAUGAAAAGAUUAAAGAAAAAGUAACCGAAAACGUUCCUGAAUCUAAAAUUGCUGUUAAAGAAAUAAAAGCAGAAAAAGCUGAAAAGGUGACAGAGCCAAAAACAUUGUGCCCUCUUUGCAAGAUAGAACUAAAUAUUAGUUCUAAGGACCCUCCUAAUUUUAAUACAUGUACGGAAUGCAAGAAGAUUGUAUGCAACCUUUGUGGAUUUAACCCAAUGCCACACAUGAAUAAGGCUGCAGAAUGGCUGUGCCUAAACUGUCAGACACAAAGAGCACUCUCAGGACAACUUGGGGACAUGGGCAAAGUACCUCCUCUUUUAGGACUGUCUCCAAAGUCUUCACCAAAGCAUUCUGUUUCUCCUGAACAAGCACAGAAACCUACACCACCUAAUCUGAAAACACAAGAUAAAGCAACUGAUCAAGUCAUAAAAAAAGAAAUUACAAAAACGUCAGAUGAAAAUGUUACUAAAGGACAAACGGACAAAGCUGGUCAAGUAGAAAGUAAAGAUAUGAAGACUACAGUUAGCCCACCUGUAUUAAGCAAAGAAACAAACGUUCCAGUGGUUCAUAAAGCUAUAGAGGAGCUACCCCUUAAAGACAGUAAAAAAGAUCCUUCCCAAGACAUUCCAGUGCCAAAAGAGCCAAUAGAAAAGCAUUUGCAACAUAAAGACAAAAUCAUCCAAAAGAAGGAUUUGAUGAUUGACCUCUCAACAACAACUUUGACAAAAAUUGAAGAUGGAGUAGCAUUAGAUCUGAAAACAACAUCUGAAGCAACCAAGCUCACAGAGAAGGAUACAAGUAAAGAAAAGACUGAAAAAGAAGAUGAUAAAUCGGACACCUCAAAUUCGCAACAACAGAAAAGCCCACAAGGCCUAAGUGAUACAGGAUAUUCAUCAGAUGGCAUAUCUGGUUCACUUGGAGAAAUACCAAGUCUAAUUCCAAGUGAUGAAAAAGAUUUGAAUAAGGAGCAAACAAAAAAGGAGACAUUUUCACAGGAAAUUAGCCCCUCGAGUCCAUCAGACUUAGCCAAGUUAGAAAGCACAGUUUUAUCAAUUUUAGAAGCUCAAACAAGUGUUUUCACUGAUGAGAAAAAGAAAAAAGGCAUUGAUUUAUAUGGAAAAAAUAUUGGACAGACCUAUGACAGACCUAAAACUAGGAUAUUACCAAUCACUCCAGAAUCCUACAGCUCAGAAGAUGAAGAACUUGAAGAAAUUCAGGAAGAAGAUGAGGCAACAUUCAAAGACAGCAGUAAAAGAAAUGUGGCUUCAUGGAAGGUUCAGAAAGAUGGCGUAAGUUCAGGAAAAGAUCCUGCUACCCAUAGACGACGUGAUUCCCUAGAUGACAGCAGUGAAAGUGAAAUUUCACCUGUUCCACAAAGAAAAAGAAGAACUAGCAAUGGAUCAUCAAGUAGUGAUGAUUUUAAACAUGAUGAUAGUCAAGGAUCUGGAGAUGAUGAAGACUUUAUUCGUAAGCAAAUAAUUGAAAUGAGUGCUGAUGAGGAUGCAUCAGGAUCUGAGGAUGAUGAGUUUAUAAGAACACAACUGAAAGAAAUAAGUGUUAAUGAAAUUCAGAAAAAAGAAAAUAAAGCAAAAACAAUAACUACAAAGUCGAAACGGUUAACAAAGAAAGUUAGUACAGGUUAUGAUGAGGAUGGAGUACGCCGUCAUUCAUGGCAUGAUGAUGAUGAUGAAGAAGAUGAAGAUGAGGAAACAUAUGAUGAGAGUCCAGAGCCAAAAUUUAGAGAAACUAAGAGUCAGGAAAGUGAAGAAAUUUCAGUUAGUGGCGGUGGAGGCCUUCGUAGAUUUAAAACUAUUGAACUAAAUAGCACAAUUUCGAAUACUUACUCUGAAGACUCUACUAAACAGUCUACUACACUGUAUUAUGAUGAAGAGCCAGAACUGGAAAUGGAAAGUUUAACAGAUUCUCCAGAGGACAGGUCACGUGAAGAAAGAUCUUCAAGUCUCCAUGCUUCAAGUUUCACCCCAGGCACAUCACCUACAUCAGUGUCCUCACUGGAUGAAGACAGUGAUAGUAGUCCAAGUCAUAAGAAAAUGUCAGGAGAAAGCAAACAGCACAGAAAAGCUAGGCAUCGAUCCCAUGGGCCUGUUCUUCCAACUAUUGAAGACUCUUCAGAAGAGGAUGAGCUAAGAGAAGAGGAAGAACUUUUAAAAGAGCAAGAAAAGCAAAGGGAAAUAGAACAACAGCAAAGGAAAAGCUCUAGUAAAAAAUCCAAAAAAGACAAAGAUGAAUUAAGGGCACAGCGUAGAAGAGAGAGACCAAAAACGCCACCAAGUAAUCUUUCCCCUAUUGAAGAUGCAUCUCCAACUGAAGAAUUACGUCAAGCAGCUGAGAUGGAAGAACUCCAUAGGUCAUCAUGCUCCGAGUAUUCCCCUAGUAUUGAAUCGGAGCCAGAGGGAUUUGAAAUAAGUCCAGAAAAAAUAAUAGAAGUUCAGAAAGUAUACAAGUUGCCUACUUCGGUGUCAUUAUAUUCUCCUACAGAUGUAACAACUGUUUCUAUAUCAGAUAGCAAAAAUGGGCAGCAAGCUCUAAAAAGUGCUGAGGAAGCAUAUGAAGACAUGUUGUAUAAAGCUAAACGGUACCAGAAUGAAAAGGAAACAGAGGAAGUCUUUGAGAAAGAACCUUUAUAUGGGGGCAUGUUGAUUGAAGAUUAUAUCUAUGAGUCGUUAGUCGAAGAAAAUUAUGAUGAAAGCUUAGAUUCCAAUGUAGUAUGUGCUCAGAAUCAGGAAUAUAGAGUAAAAGAACGGAAAAAUGGUUCUGUAGGUGACAUUUGCAGAAAUGUUGUUCAGACUGUUGCAAACCUACAAGAUGAAUGUUUUACAACAGAAACAUUUCAUACUAUUGUGCCUCAAGAAGAUAUAGUUUCAAGUUCCUACAUUGUUCCAGAAAGUCAUGAGAUUAUUAAUUUGGAUAACACUGAUGAAAGAGCAUCCAGUGAUACCAUUUCAGGUUUAUAUGACUUUAUUAGCUGCCAAAAUGUACAGCUAACGCCAGGAUCUAGUCCAACACAGCCUAGAAAUGACUUUAAUGGUAAAGUUGAUGUAGUAUCUUCUGUUACAAUAGAUAUAGAUAAAACAGAAACGUAUUCUGUCUCAGAAGAAUCUACCUCCCUUAAUGCAAUCUCUAUUCCAGAUGUUAAAAUAACACAGCAUUUUACAGCAGAACUUGAGGAUGAUAUGAUCAUCGACUAUGCUACAGAAAAAGCUUCUGAAAAUGUUGCUUCAGAAAGUACUGAAAUAUUUGUGAAUGACCAAAUUGAUUCCAGUGAAAGUGUGUCACCUAAUGCCAGCCUUCAAACUAAGACAAAACCUGACUCAGAAAUUGACUCCUCAGUUACUCAGACUGAAAUACCAUCUCAAGACAUUGAAAAAUCUAUUUUAGAUCAUAUUAUUAUUACAGUACCUGAUAUUUCUCAGCUCAAAGAUGUCAAAACAGAGCAAAUUUCUAUGGAUGAUGUACAGAGUAGCUCUGAAAUUGGAAAAAAAGAUUUGGACAAAUGUGAAGCAAAAAGCAAAACAUAUGCAAAGGACAGUGCAGUUACUCACACCACCUUGGUGAAAAAAGAUAUUCAAAUAACUACUGAUUAUACAGUGUCAACCAAGCACACAGUAACUUCAACAGCAGUUACAGAUACAGUAACCACAGCACCAAAACUACCAUCAGUAAUAUCAACAGUUCCCUCUGUCACAUCAAAAGUAAUGUCUUUAUUUAGGAGCACCCCUACAGAUGCUCCUACUCCUUCUCAGCCUCCUCCUCCUCCACCACCACCAUUACCUCCAGCAACUCAACCUAAGCCAGCAGUGUAUUCAAAAAAGAGGCCUGCACCUAAAAUUCCAUCUACAGCAAAAACAUCUACAAGUGUGUCUAGCACAGAGUUAGCAAACACUUCCACCUAUCUGGCCAAAUCUCAUGCUGCACCCCCGCCAGUUCCUCCAAAGCCAUCUUCAAUUCCAGCUGGGUUAGUCUUCAGUCAUAGGCCAGUGGAAGCAUCUAAGCCUCAAAAAGUAACAAAACCUGUGCAUUCUGAACCCCAUGUUCCUAUGCAAAAGAAAGCACAAGCACAACAAAAAACACCAGCACUUUCUUCUGCCACGCCUUUUACUUUAAACUUGGUAGCAACCACAGAUUAUGUGUUGCCAUCACCUACAUCUCCUCUUUCUCCUCAUUCUAAUAAAUCCUCACCAAGAUUAACAAAACCCUCACUGGAAACGUAUGUUGUUAUAACAUUGCCAUCUGAACCCGGUACCCCAACUGACAGUUAUAUCACUCAAACAACAACAUGCUGGCCUUUGCAAGCAUCGGUAAAUGAAAAAAUUCCACAAUCUACAGUAACUGUGUUCUCUACUAUACCUUUUACUAGACGUGAGACGGUACCAGUGUCUCAACAAUCAGAUAUAACAAAAAGAAAAGAAAUUAGCAAAUCUGCUGCCUCUUUACCUCAAAGCACACUGUCUGAAUUCCCUAGCAUUCCAGGAACUAUUUAUACUGAAAAGACAAUGAUAGAGGAGAGUCAAAUAAUCCAAAGUAAAAAAAUUAAUGAAUCUAGUGAUGUAAUGGAUUUACGCACCUUGACCAAGGUAGAUUACAAAAGCACAGAGGUUGAGACUGAUAGCUGCAUGGAUCUCUCUUCUGCAACACUAGAUGGAAAGCGCCAAUCUGCAGCCCAUGGGUCUUUCAGUCGGCCAAUGAGUGCUGUCUUGCCUGCUCUUGUAAACCUUAGCACUGCAUCACCUGUUGUUUCUUCUGUUAUACUGGUUACCGAAUCUGUUACUGUGAUGACAUCUGCAACAACUGUAAGUUACACAUCAAGUUUAGAUAGCCUUGUUGAUCUAGGGAAUUCAAUGAAAGAACCUUUGCAACUCACAACUGCAAGACAAUUUGAAGAAGAAUAUGUAGGAUUUCCUGUGGAAACAGAAGUGCCAAUUAACUUAUCCAUGGGGGUUCCAGCACAUUCAGUGACAAAACCAUUCUCAGUUUCCUCAGGUAGUGUAACAGAUGGCUGUAUUGAUAUAUCCACAUCUCAAGAAUCAGUGGAUAGUGGUGUAGUUGAUCUUAGCACAACAAAAUCCCUUAAAACAAUGGUAACUGUGGAUGAUACAACUUCAGCAGUUGUAACUGAAAUAGUUGAAGAUGAUGAUAAACCUGUGGACUUAACUGCAGGCAGAAGAGCAGUAUGUUGUGAUGUUGUGUAUAACUUACCUUUUGGAAGAAGUUGCAUAUCUCAACAACCAUCCACAACUUUACCUGAAGACCGUUUUGGGUACAGAGAUGACCAUUAUCAAUAUAAUCGUUCUGGGGUUUCAGGAUUUAGGGGCAUUGGGGGCAUGAAACCCUCUAUGUCUGACACAAAUUUAGCUGAAGCUGGACUCUUUUUGUACAAAAGCAAAAAUACUUUUGAUUAUACUGUUGGAAUAGCUGAUGUUGCUGUAGACCUUACAUCUGGGAAAGUGACUUCAGGUGAGGCUUUGGAAUACCAAACCAAGACUUCAGGGACAUAUCCAGAGACAAGACAAGUUAUUUCUGGCCUUGGAAUAAGUGCACCCCAGUAUUCACAGGCACGAAUGUCUCCUUCUAUAGUUUCACCAUAUGGUAUGGGAAGUGUCUUAAGGUCUUCUAAUGGAGUUGUCUAUUCAUCAGUUGCCAGUCCAGUGCCCUCAACAUUUGCCAUUACCACACAACCUGGUUCUAUUUUCAGUACAACAGCGAAUGACUUAUCCAGCUUAAUUACCAGUGAUGCAAUAACUUCAAGCUUGAACCAGAGUCAGCCACUGCCCAGGACGUACAGUAUUUUUACUUCAGGAACUGGAGAUAUGACUGAUGUAAUGUCAGUGGUUGAAACUAGUUUACAAACAUAUCCUGAUGAGGUUGCAGGAAGCACACAAGCUGAUCUUGUCUCACUUUUUACAUCUGAAUCUGAAACCUACUCUGAAUUGACUGAAGAUGAGUCAUCCUUUAUAUUAUCAUCUGAGGAUGGCAAACAACAGAACCUUCACUUGCAGCGUGAGCUCUUAGAGCUGGAGAAACUAAAACAGCAAAGACUAGCUGAGGAAUUGGAAUGGGAACGUCAGGAAAUACAAAGGUUCAGAGAACAAGAAACUUUAAUGGUGCAUCAAAAACUUGAGGAACUACAGUCCAUGAAGCAACACCUAUUAUAUCAACAGGAGGAGGAAAGGCAGGCUCAAUUUAUGAUGAGACAAGAGACACUAGCUCAGCAACAGCUACAUCUUGAGCAGAUUCAGCAACUUCAGCAGCAACUUCACCAGCAGUUAGAGGAGCAAAAAUUGCGCCAGUUGUACCAAUUCAACUAUGAUCCUGAUAAUGGUCUUCCUCAAACAACUUCUGAGCAAGUGAUUUUAGAAGGCCAGUAUACAGCAUCAGAGGAUGGACAGUUCUGGAAUGUUGAUCAUAUAGCAACUACAUCAACAGCAGUUGCAGGCAUUGAGGUUGCUCCAAGUGAAGCAUGGUAUACUGUACAAUCAGAUGGUGUUACACAGUAUAUUCAAAGGCCAAGUAUAUUUAGCUCUGUUUCAGAAAUGUCUUUAAAAGAUGUGGAGAUUAAUGAGGAAAGGCAGCUAAAGAAGAGAAGUUCAAUGCCAAGACUAAGUGGUAUGUAUGAUGAAUUAGAUGGUGCUAUACAGGAAGAACCCCGAUCUUACAAACUGAUUGUAGAUAGUGGAGUACAAACUGAUGAUGAGGAUGCAGCUGAAAACAGAUAUGCGGGAAGAAGAAGAAGGUCCAAAAAGGGAGUUGAUACAAGUGUGCAAACUGAUGAUGAGGAUCAAGAUGAUUGGGAUAUACCUGCAAGGCAGAGAAGAAAAUCGCGAACUGGAAAAUAUUCUGAUGGAACUCCUGAUGGUGAUAAAUCUAGAUCAUUUUCCAAAGUAUCUAGCAUUGCUAUACAAACGGUUUCUGAGACUUCAGUACAAACAGAGCCACUGGGAACAAUAAGAACACCUUCUAUAAGAGCAAAGGUUGAUUCAAAAGUUGAAAUAGUUAAACAUAUUUCUGCUCCAGAAAAGAGUUACAAAGGAGAAAGUCUGGGUUGCCAAACUGAAACAGAUUCAGAUGGACAAAGUACCCAGUAUAUGGCUGAUGUAUCACAAAGAGAUAAAAGACGUCCAACUCCAUUAGAAAUAGGCUACUCCUCACAUCUUAGAGCCGAUUCUUCUCUGCAGGUCACACCGUCCCCUCCAAAAUCUCCAAAAGUUCUUUAUUCACCAAUUUCUCCUGUUUCACCUAGCAAGGCUCUAGACUCUGCCUUUGUUCCAUAUUCUAAGACAAUAUCUGAUGACAUCGGCAGUCAUACUGAUAAUGUACAGAUUCCACCGCCAAGUCCAAAAAGUGCAAAGGUUAUGCAACGCUCCUUAUCAGACCCUAAGCCUCUAAGCCCAACUGCAGAAGACAUUUCUAGAACACAGUUCCAGUAUUCAGAUGGAUAUACAACAAAAAGUAUUCAAAGUGGUACUCAAAAGAAGGUAAAAAGAACAUUGCCAAACCCUCCACCAGAGGAAGCUAGCAAUGGCUUACAAUCACCUUACAGCACUGUUGGAUCAGUUUCUCGAAGAAGAAUUUGUAGAACGACCACUAUGGCUCGUGCUAAAAUUCUGCAAGAUAUUGACAGAGAACUGGAUCUGGUUGAAAGAGAAUCUUCAAAACUACGCAAGAAACAAGCAGAACUAGAUGAAGAGGAAAAGGAAAUUGAUGCAAAACUGAGAUACCUGGAAAUGGGAAUUAAUAGAAGAAAGGAAGCUUUACUAAAAGAGAGAGAAAAGAGAGAGAGAGCUUACCUGCAAGGUGUUGCUGAAGAACGUGAUUACAUGUCAGACAGUGAGGUCAGUAACACAAGACCAACAAGAAUAGAAAGCCAUAUUGGCAUGGACAGACCACAAACUGCCCCACAGCCAGAAUAUAGUCCUUAUUUACCACCACAAACUCAGACAGAAACUCAGUUUGCACCACAAACAAGUCCUUACACUCAGUACCAAUAUCAGACUCCUACUUUGCUUACUCAAGCUCCAACACAAUUUCCUCAGCAGUCCCACUAUCAGCCAUCCUUAUAUCAUCAACAAGUUUCAUCGUACCAAACUCAACCCACUUUCCAAGCUGUGCCAACUAUAUCCUAUAAUCCUCAGCCUCAGUCUACACCUACCCAGCAGCCCUCUUAUCAACAUGCUUCACAACUCUUACUAUUGCAGCAACAAACUAGACAAGGUGCAUUAGAUAUAGAGCCUAAAAUACCAUCACACUAUGAUGUUAUUAGAAAUCAACCUCUCAUAAUAGCACCUGUUUCUACUGACAGCGGUUACUCUGUUUCACAUCUUGGUAGUAAAUAUAGUACUUUGGAUUUACGAUUAGGACUAGAUGAAAAAAGCAGCAUGGCAAGUAGUCCAAUGUCUAGUAUAUCUGCAGAUUCAUUUUAUGCUGAUUUAGAGCAUCAUGCUUCCAGGAAUUAUGUUCUUAUUGAUGACAUUGGAGAACUUACAAAAGGAACUGGGUCUUUGAGCUCUGCAUUUGGGCUACAUGAAAAAGAACUUUCAAAAACAGACCGCCUCCUUCGAAGUGUUGAUUCUAGAAGAACUGCAGAAGUAACAGACUUUUUAGCUCCUAUUUCAUCCUCCGCACGAUUACACAGCUAUGGAAAAGCUGAAGAAGAUUCAAUGGAAGAUCCAUAUGAGUUAAAACUUCUUAAGCAUCAAAUAAAACAGGAGUUUCGUAGAGGUACAGAAAAUUUAGACCCCCUUGCUGGAUUUUCACCCUAUUAUCAUUCAGACAGCUUAUACAGACACUUCCCUAAAAGUGAAAAAUAUAGCAUUAGCAGACUCACAUUAGAAAAACAAGCUGCCAAGCAGCUGCCUCCUGCUAUUCUGUACCAAAAACAUAAAAAGUCCUUGAUAGACCCCAAAAUGUCAAAAUUUUCUCCAAUUCAGGAAAAUCGAGACCUAGAGCCUGACUAUUCAACCUAUCUCUCUUCUAGUACAUCAUCAAUUCCAAGCAUAUCGACAAAGGUAAGAAUGCUCCAGGAUGAUAUUACAUAUGGCUUAAGGAAAAACAUUACAGACCAACAAAAAUUCUUGGGCCCUGCCUUAGGUCAAACCCUUGGUUCAUCUCUUAAUACAAAUUUGAGAACUACAUUGCAGGAUGAAGUUGAUAAACCCUAUGUAAGUGGUAAUAGAUCAAGGCCUUCUUCUAGGCCUUCAUCAGUAUAUGGCCUUGAUCUGUCAAUUAAGAGAGAUGUAUCAAGUUCUUCAUUAAGGCAGAAAGCGAAUGAGGCAGAAUCAUUAGAUGGGACAUUUAGCCAUGCAGCACCUUCGGGAAGAACAAAACCAUCUAGUCUUCCUAUUAGCCAAAGCAGAGGAAGGAUUCCUAUUGUAGCACAAAAUUCUGAAGAAGAGAGCCCGUUAAGUCCUGUUGGACAGCCAAUGGGUAUGGCAAGAGCUGCUGCUGGACCAUUACCACCAAUAUCAGCAGAUACCAGGGACCAAUUUGGUUCUAGCCAUUCCCUGCCUGAAGUACAACAGCAUAUGAGAGAAGAAACCAGGACUCGUGGUUAUGAUCGAGACAUAGCAUUUAUCAUGGAUGACUUUCAACAUGCCAUGUCAGACAGCGAAGAAAAUUCCUUUAUUGAUGCCUAUCAUCUGCGCCGUGAGGAAACAGACUGGUUUGACAAGCCAAGGGAAUCACGCCUAGAUAAUGGACAUGGAAUUGACCGAAAACUGCCAGACAAAUUAUCACACAGCAGGCCACCUCAUCAGGAUCAAAUGAAUGGAAAACCUAUUCAUUACCCAUUUCCACAUUCAAGAAUUAAACUUCUCAGAGAUCCAAAGGACCACACUGUUUCAGGAAAUGGGUUUGGAAUAAGGGUUAUUGGUGGAAAAGAGAUACCAGGGAGUCAAGGAGAGAUUGGAGCAUACAUUGCCAAGAUUCUACCAGGUGGAAGUGCUGAGAAAACUGGCAGACUCAGUGAAGGAAUGCAAAUUUUAGAAUGGAAUGGUUUCCCAUUAACUGCAAAGACAUAUGAAGAAGUUCAAAGUAUCAUUAGUCAAUCAAGUGGGGAAGCAGACAUAUGUGUAAGACUAGAUAUCAACAUGCUAUCAAAUUCUGAAACUCCUCAGAACUUAGAGCUGCAUGAACCAGGAAAGGCUGUGGAGAAAACAAAGUCACCUGGAGUGGAUCCAAAACAGUUAGCAGCUGAACUCCAGAAGGUUUCCCAGCAGCAGACACCUUCUGUUGUGUCUUCUGCAAUGGAGAAAGGAUCAUAUAUACAUUCAGGAACAACAUCAACAGGCUCAAGUGCGGUCCCUAGCCCUGGCCAGCCUGGCUCCCCUUCAGUAAGCAAGAAAAGACACAGUAGCAAGUCCACUGAAACUAUAAAAUCAAAUUCACAUCCUAUUACUGGCGACAUUCAGCUUCAGGUUAAUUAUGAUAAACAUCUUGGUAAUCUCAUUAUCCAUAUACUUCAAGCAAGGAAUCUUGUUCCCAGAGAUAACAAUGGCUAUUCAGACCCUUUUGUGAAAGUUUAUCUCCUUCCAGGAAGAGGCCAAGUCAUGGUUGUCCAGAAUGCCAGUGCUGAAUAUAAAAGAAGAACAAAAUAUGUACAGAAAAGUUUAAACCCAGAAUGGAAUCAGACAGUGAUUUACAAAAACAUCUCUAUUGAGCAGCUAAAGAAGAAAACUUUAGAAGUUACUGUAUGGGAUUAUGACAGGUUCUCUUCAAAUGAUUUUCUUGGUGAGGUGUUAAUAGAUUUAUCAAAUGCUGCCUUUCUCGACAAUAUGCCUCGAUGGUACCCAUUGAAGGAGCAAAGUGAAAGUAUUGACCACGCAAAACACUCUGGGCAAAGCAGUCAGCAGUCACCAAAGCCUUCAGUCAUUAAAAGCAGAAGUCAUGGAAUUUUUCCAGAUCCAUCUAAAGAUAUGCAGGUUCCCACUAUAGAAAAAUCUCAUAGCAGCCCUGGUAGCUCAAAGUCAUCCUCUGAGGGACACCUCCGUUCACAUGGACCAUCACGUAGCCAAAGUAAAGGCAGUGUCACUCAGACCCACCUUGAAGAUGCUGGAGCAGCCAUCGCUGCUGCCGAAGCAGCUGUCCAACAGCUUCGCCUUCAACCAACAAAUGACAGCAAAGACCAAAGCCAGCUUGCACUCAAGAAGGUGAUGUCUGAUGGGUCCGUCAAGGCUGAAGCACAACCAACUGCUCACAAGACUACUGAAUCUACUGUUUCUACAACUUCAUCAGUCAACAGCUAUGUCAGUGGGUACAACACGGAGACUGAUGGCAACAAUACACAGGGAGAUAACAAUCUGUUCCAAGUCCCCAGAAUUGGAAAAAUGAAUCAAAAUGGACAAGACCAAACCGGAAUAGGCUUGACUGAAACGGAAGGUAAAACCCAAGUCAUGGGUGAAAUAAAAAUUGCCUUGAAAAAAGAAAUGAAGACAGAUGGAGAACAGCUGAUAGUGGAGAUACUACAGUGUAGAAAUAUUACGUAUAAAUUUAAGUCUCCAGACCAUCUACCAGAUCUGUAUGUGAAACUCUACGUCAUUAAUAUAGCAACUCAGAAGCGAAUCAUAAAGAAGAAAACCAGGGUCUGUAGGCAUGAUCGAGAGCCUUCAUUUAAUGAGACAUUCCGUUUUAGCAUGAGUCCUGCUGGACACUCACUGCAGAUUUUGCUUGCUUCAAAUGGAGGGAAGUUUAUGAAGAAAACUGUUAUUGGUGAAGCUUACAUUUGGCUGGACAAAGUGGACCUUCGAAAAAGGAUAGUAAAUUGGCACAAACUUUUAGCAAGCUCUGCUCAAACACACUGAACAACACUAUUAGCUGGGAGAAAAACGUCAGGAACAAUUUUAGUUUCAAUGGAAUUAAAGACUGCCUAGAAAACAAAGUUUGCACAUGUUUCAAGCCGUGCUUUGAAAUCUUUGUUGACGUGUUUUGCAGUCGAUGAGAAAUAAGAUGCAUUUGUUAUUAAUAAAUGACAACUUGUAGGGGAUGAUGAUAAAUAAAUCUGGUGUGCAGAAGACUGGUCAUAUUUUUGGAUUAGAGUAUACAAGUGCUUUACUAGUUCUAUUAUGUUUCAUUCAACAGAGCAGCUUAGAAGCACGUGAAAAUAAGGCAAUAUAAAAUAAGGGUUAAAAUAAUUUUAAAAAAAGUAACACUCAAUAUAUGUUUAAACUAAUUUGCACCUUAGAUGUUUUCCAUUGAUAAAUAAUAUAAAAUGCUGUUUAUGGUGUUUCUUGGAGUUGGCAAAUGUACAGGAAUAAACAGUAUAGUUCCGUCCUCUAAGUUCCAGGUAAUGUUCUCUCUCUAUGCCACGUGUACAGUUACCGUGCAGUUAACGUGCAGUGCCUAUCUUUUAUUUUGUGAUUUGAAUUGCAAACAUGGUGAAACACAUGAGCUCAGUACUUCUUGCUGGUUUAUAUUAGCAUAUGUCGGGUACUGCAAUUUCUGAUUCAUUGGUUUAAUGAGGAAAAAAAAAAAAUAUGAAAAGAUAACUAAAGUAGCUGUCAAAGCCUAAAGUAAUGCUGUGGCACAAAACAGAAUGUGGGUUUUGGUAACAUAAAUAAGGAAAAGGAGCCUAUGUGUGUUGUUCUACAUGCCACCAUUUAGUUAGGAAAAGAAUAUAAAAAGCAAUUAUGUUCUGAAUUUUCUCUUUGUAACUCAGGUGAAUGAUUGAUGGGUAUGUUGAAAAUGAACUGUUAAUUGCUACAGUCACUAUGUACAUACAUACUGCCUAUCAUGCAGUGUGUUCAUAAGUGGUUUCUGUCAAAAUGAAGGCAACUUAAUGUCAGAUAAAAUCAUUGAAAAAUGGAAUAUGUGUUUGUUUUUCCUUUCCAUUCCUGUUUCCAUUAUGAUGAACGUGUUUCUGAUAUCCCAUUCAAUAGCCUAAAGAGCUACAAUAGUGCAUUUUUAAACUGCAAUUCUUUUAUGCUGAGCAUUACUUAAAAGACUGCAAAGCAUGCGAAUGGUUGCUACGGAGACAUAAUUUCAGAAUGAUAGCACAAAUACAGAUUUCUGCAAGGAAACCUGUAAUCAACACUACAUUAGCAGAGCUACCAUUGCUCUGCCUUUCAUUCACUACAUUCCAAAGACAUAACGGUAUUUGUUCUCUGGAGCACCAUAACAUUUCUUUUAUUCUGUUUCCAUUUUUGCAGGCCAUGUAUAGUGUAGAGAAACUGCAAGUAGACUCCGUGUUUCCUUAGCUUGGACACACCCUAGAAUUAGUACCUCUUAAACACAUGAAAUUCUGCAGAUGAAUUUUUCAUCCGUCAAACAGAGUGAGUGACAAUGUUUUGGUGCAUCAAUGACUUAUAUAAGCAGUGUAUAAUAUGCUUCCGAAGUGUGCCAACAAUGUUUCAAACCAAAUUCUUGAGUUAUUAUGGAAGUAUUCUAUGCAACAUUGAUGUAUCAAUGCUUUUUCUGUAAGUGAAAAUGACAAAAAAAAUGUGUAAAACUAAAAAAAAAAAAAAAUACAAAAAAAAAAACUUCUUUUGUGUAUAAAACAACUAUCAGUAUUUUCGUUUUUGCACAUAUAUUUGAACACAUUAAUAGUGUUUAUUGCUUUUGCUUCUCCUAGAAGUGAUUACCGUACAUAGAUCCAGAUAUUUGUUGACAACUAGCCCUCUCUUGAUAUUAAUUUUAUAAAUAGAGCCAAGAUAAAAAAAUAUAUAUAUAAAUAUAUGUUUAUUUAUAUGCAAAGCAAGGCAAAUUUUAGAGUUCUGGUUGAUCCGCAGAAAUAGAAAUGUUUAAGCAAAAAGCACAGUGUGUGUGAUUAUAAGUGAGUGAGAUUUAUAUAGUUCUUUACAUUACUUUUGUUCAAUGGCCUCGUUUGGAAAUGACGAGUUUUGGAUGCUAAGCAUGAGUCAAAAGUAUUCCAUGGCUGCAGAUUAAAGAGAUGAUAUCUCCCUCUUUUUAAUUGUUUGCAGUACUUGAAACAUAACCUUAUUUAAGCACACAUAAUGAAUACAAGUAAAAGAAUGAAAACUUAGUGGCAGGCAAGAAAAUACCAGUUUAAAUAUAAAUUGCAUGUUAUUUUACCCUGCACACCGACACACCUACAAGUCAUAAUAAAACAGACAUUAAUAGUGCCUGAUGUUUUAUUAACAUCUCAGAUAUGCUUAAGUUGCAUUGUUUCAGGUAUUUUUUGAAUACUAUUGUCUUUUUCAGUGAAAAUAAAUCCAAAUAAGUUUUAUUUUACUCCUAACACAAAGGACAUCCUGUCAUUCUGAACAAAAUUACGUAAAAAGGGCCAGACAAAAUGAAUACCCUCUCUCUAAGACUUUAUUAGAAUCAUUAGUCUGUGCUUUGCUGUUCUAACAAAUUCUGACUAUAGAAAUGUUAGAGGCAAGUACCCUUUUGUUAUUGUGUAAAUAAGUCUACAUUUUUGUAGAAAGAUGAAAAGGACUGAGGGAUUCUAAUUCCAUUCGGCAUUCAGCAUGUGAAUGUGAGCAUUCUGUUCAAUUGUACAUGUAAAAUUGAUAUGUGAUGUGCUCAGAUGGUGAACCAGCAAUGGUUGAACAGCGUGUUUGUGGUCAUUCAUUGAGAAUCUGUACAGAGAGCCUGAAAAAUAAGAGAUAUAUAUGAAGAAAAUGUAAAAAAAAUAUAUUUAAAUUACGUAAAUUCUGUAGUGUCCUGAAAUAAAUGUUUUCACAUGAAUGUUGCAUGCGUUGAUGGACGUCUGCCCAUAUUUGUGUAUUUUUAUUAUUGUCAUCCUACAUUUUUUUCCCCUUCUAAUCCCUGGAAGAUCAUUUGUUUAAAACAGUUGUACAAAUGAGUUAAACAUGAAUGAACUGUAUAGAAAUCUGCCUGUAAAUCUGUUAAUGUUUCUUCAUUUAAUGUAAAAAUCCAUGUCAUAGUUUUUGUGGUUGUACACAAGAUGUAACUUGAGAAUUUAUGCAAAUGUGAUGUACAAAAGGUUGUAAUCCAGUCAAGCUAAUAAAUAUUUAUAACAUCCUU